Molecule: messenger RNA, 1543 nt
Organism: Terrapene triunguis (Three-toed box turtle)
Lineage: Eukaryota; Metazoa; Chordata; Testudines; Emydidae
Product: BOLA class I histocompatibility antigen, alpha chain BL3-7-like
Exons: 7
Coding region: 19-738 (239 amino acids)
Biological process (GO): immune response
Cellular component (GO): external side of plasma membrane
Source: RefSeq, a predicted model, not a curated record
UUUCACACUUUCCAACUGAUGUACGGCUGUGAGCUCCGGGAUGACGGCUCCAUUGGGGGGUUUAGCCAGUAUGCCUACGAUGGGCGCGACUUCAUCAGCCUGGAUAAGGACCAGGAGACCUGGGUGGCGGCAGAUGUCGGGGCUCAGGUCACCAAACACAAAUGGGAGGCUGAGAGGAGCAUCGCUCAGCAGUGGAAGGGCUACCUGGAUCAGGAGUGCAUCGAGUGGCUGGGGAAGUACCUGGAGUACGGGAAGGAGACGCUGCAGAGGAGAGAGCCACCGCAGGUGCACGUGAGCGACCGGCCGAGCCGGGACGGGGGUCUCACCACCCUCUCCUGCCGGGUCCACGGUUUCUACCCACGGAACGUGGCCGUCGUGUGGCUGAAGAAGGGGGUGGCCGUGCCGCAGGAGACAAUCCAAUGGGGGGUGGUUCCCAGCGGGGACGGGACCUACCAGACCCGGGCCAGCAUCGAGAUCGACCCCAGCAGUGAGACCGAUUAUACCUGCUGUGUGGAGCACCCCAGCCUGGUGGAGGAUCUGAGAGUGCCCUGGGGGCCCAAGUCCAACGUGAUGCUGAUCGUGGGUGUCGUUAUCGGGGUUCUCGUGCUGGUCGCUGCCAUCGCUGGAGCUGUUGUCUUCCUCAGGAAGAAGAACGGCGGCUACAAAGCGGCUGCAGCUCACGACGGCUCUGCCAGCUCCGGAAGCGACCAGGGAUCGGACACCCGUGUCAAGGCGUGACGGAGCCCGUCGGCCCCUGUGCAGCCGGCUGGGGGGAUCCCAGACGCGAGGAGAGACCGGAGCAGAUCAGGCUCCUGGGAAUGCAACAGCUCAUCAGCACCUUCCACGGCCUGCUUAAAGCCCUUUGCCUUGAUUGUACCCAAGCUAAACGCCCACCUGUGAGACAGCAACUGCAGCUUUCACUUUAGAAUUGAAACCUCCGUGGCUGCAGCCUGCCAGGGAUUGUCAGGGUCGCUUAUUAUUUGAUUUCUACAGAACUAUCUUGUUUUGAAAAAAUGAAAACUUGUAUCAAUGAAGAUCUUGUUUGUAUAGAAAAAUAACCAGGGUUGGCUGGACUGAAUUGUUAGUGUAGGGCUGUACCCAGCACCUACUGUUCUGUUCGCUUGGAUUGUAACUUAGCCCCCGGUUUCUGUUUCUGUGGUGAUUAAGGGAUUAAGAUGUUCUUCUUUUUGCUGCUGCAGCUUCCUGUGUAAUGGGCUAAAUCCUGCUGUCAGGGCACUGGUCACUCCAGGGUAAGGCCUUGUCUACAUUGCGAUUUGCACUGGUGUAACAAAAGAGGUGUGAGUUUGAAGUGGGCUCGUUAAAUCCCUGUGUGGACACUCUUAGUCUGGUGUAAGACAGGGCUUGUUUUGAUUUAAACCGAUUCCCAAGUGACUCAAGCGACACGAGAAAAAGCCACUGCUUCUACCAGAAUCAGCGUCCCCUAACUGAUCUGGUGCACGUUUGUGUGUAGACAAAGCCUAAGCUGGCGCCAAUUCUGCUCCCAAAUGGGUUGAUUUUGUGUGUGACGCGUGUAAUUUUUUUC